AGCUUCGAGGGAGCAAAGGAGCCAACACGAGACCACCAACGACGAACACCGCUAUUCACCACGACCAUGUCGACCCCCGGCCCCUUUUCGGACGCAGACAUGGCUGAUGCAGCCUCGCCGCUCAACUUUCCCUCGAGCAGCCCGGCCAAGAGCGUCCCCUCUUCGGGGGCCGCUCGUCGCCAGCAGCUUCGAGCAAGCUCAGGAGCGCCCGGCGGAUCUUCUCCUCUUCAUUUCCCCUCGUCGUCUCCCUCGGGACGUUCUCGUCGCAGCAUCCUGCAGACGCCAACGGGUAACCGCGGCGGUCAGCGUCGAGGUGCGCCUUCGAGCAGCCUGAUGAGUGGUGACGAGCCCCUCUUUUUCCCCAGCUCCAGCGCCUCUUCCACGCCUCGGAAUGCCCGCGGCGAGCUGAGGCCCAUGACCGAGUCUUCUCCUGCCGCUCAGCGUCGCCAGCACAACAUGAGCGUCGGUGCUGGCGCUCGUGCUGGUGCUGGUGCUCAUGCUGCCGGCAGCAGCGCCUCCGAUGGAGAAUACGCUCGCAGUGACUUCACCCUCUCGCAGCAAGCACUGACGACGGACCCAGCCGCCUAUGCUGGCAACGAAGACAGCCGCGUCAUCUGGGGCACCAUGGUGUCCAUCGUCGACACCCAGGCCGACUUCCGCGCCUUUCUUCACAGCUUCCGCAUCAAGUACCGCUGGGCCCAUCUCCGUGCUCAUGGUCACCCCACCGCAGGCGCCGGCAAGACGCACGCCGAGGCUGAGGAGCUCCUCUACCAGGGCUACAUGCGCCAGAUGCGCCAGACAGACCAGUCGUGCCUCAAUGUCCGCGUCGCCGACCUGGCCGCGUUUGGUCCGACGAGGAAGGUGGCCCUGAACCUGGUCAAGUACCCGAGCGAGAUGAUUCCGCUCAUGGACCAGGUCCUCAAGGACGAGAUGAUCCAGCUGGCCAAUGACGAUCGCGAUGCCGGCAUCCACGGCAUGCGCGGCGAGGCCGGCCAGGCCAUCAUCGACGUCGUCCAGAGUGGCGUCUGGAAGGUGCGAGUGUUUGGUCUCGACUCGAUCAACAUGCGCGACCUGAACCCCAACGACAUCGACCAGCUGGUCACCGUGCGCGGCCUCGUCAUCCGUGCCACGCCCAUCAUCCCCGACAUGCGCAAGGCCUUCUUCCGCUGCCUGGUCUGCCACCACCACGUCGAGGUCGAGCUGCACCAGGGUCGUAUUGCCGAGCCCGACCGCUGCCCGCGCACCAGCUGCAACCAGAAGGGCACCAUGUCUCUCAUCCACAACCGCUGCGACUUUGCCGACCGGCAAGUCGUCCGCCUCCAGGAGACGCCCGACGUGGUUCCCGACGGCCAGACUCCCCACAGCGUCACUUUGUGCGUGUACGACGAGCUGGUGGAUGUGGCCAAGCCAGGUGACCGGGUCGAGAUCACGGCCAUCUUCCGGUCUCAGGCUGUGCGCGUCAACCCGCGGAUGCGGUCGCAGAAGAGCCUCUUCAAGACGUUCCUCGAUGUCGUCCACAUCAAGCGCGGCGACGCAAAAAGGCUCGGCGUCGAUGCCAGCACGCGCCAAGAGACGGAGAAGAGCCUCUCUGUUGCCAGGGGAAGCCAGACCGUCGGUGUGGGCGGCGAGGACGACGACGAGGACAUCGAUGUCAGUGCGGGCAUUGCCCAGAUGCAGCACGAUGGUGACGAGCAGCAGCAGCAGCAGCAAGAGCAGUCGCAGCAGCAGUCGCUCGAGGAGAAGCUGAGGAGCAUCGCUGACCGGCCCGACGUGUACGAUGUUCUCUCGAGGAGCCUGGCCCCCAGCAUUUACGAGAUGGACGACGUCAAGAAAGGAAUCCUUCUCCAGCUCUUUGGCGGCACCAACAAGACAAUCGGCACCGGCGGAGGUGCAGGUGGGCCCCGCUACCGUGGCGACGUCAAUGUCCUCAUGGUGGGAGACCCGGGCACGUCCAAGUCGCAGAUCCUCCAGUACGUGCACAAGAUUGCGCCCAGGGGCGUGUAUGCGUCUGGAAAGGGAAGCAGUGCCGUCGGUCUCACGGCCUACGUCACGCGAGACCCAGACACCAAGCAGCUCGUCCUCGAGAGCGGUGCCCUGGUUCUCUCCGACGGUGGUGUGUGCUGCAUCGACGAAUUCGACAAGAUGAAUGACGGCACUAGGAGUGUGCUGCACGAGGUCAUGGAGCAGCAGACGGUCUCGAUCGCAAAAGCUGGCAUCAUCACGACGCUCAAUGCUCGUACCUCGGUCCUGGCCGCCGCCAACCCCGUCGGAUCAAAGUACAACAUCCGGCUGCCUAUCACCAAAAACAUCGACCUACCCCCCACGCUCAUCUCGAGGUUCGACCUCGUCUACCUCGUCCUGGACAAGGUCGACGAGCAGUCAGAUCGCCGAUUAGCCCGUCACCUGGUUGGACUCUACCUCGAGGACACUCCCAACAACGGCAACAGCGACGAGAUCCUGCCUGUCGAGACGCUCACCGCCUACAUCUCCUAUGCGCGCAACCAUAUCAACCCCGUCAUCACCGCCGAGGCUGGCCAGGCACUGGCGAAUCACUACGUGGAGCUGCGCAAGGCGGGCGGCGCCGAUCCACGGAGCGCAGAGAAGCGCAUCACGGCGACGACGCGGCAGCUCGAGUCUGGCAUCCGGCUCUCGGAGGCGCACGCGCGCAUGCGUAUGAGCGAGCACGUCACCGUCGACGACGUUGACGAGGCAUUCAGGCUGAUCCGCGAGGCUUCCAAGUCGAGCGCGACGGACCCUACGACGGGCCUCAUCGAUUUGGACCUCAUCAACACUGGCAAGGGACAGGCGCAGCGCAAGAUGGCUGGCGACCUCAAGCGCGAGAUCCUCGUGCUCCUCGACCGGCUCGGGGGCGGUGCAGGCGCCGAAGGCGGCGCAAAGGCCGUGCGCUACAAUGAGGUUCAUCGCCAGCUCAACGAACAGAGCACCGUCCAGACGGACGCCACCGAGCUGUGGAACGUCGUGCGGGAGCUCGAGUCCGAAGCUCAGGUCCGCGUUGCGGGGCAUGGCGACCGGAGGACGAUUCGCAAGAUUGCAGCUUAAUAUCCCUUUUUCUAUCUCUUCAUACAUGUCUCUGGUCUCUUGUUUUGUUGUAGUUGCCCUCUUUAUCUUCUUUGCUUGCGAGAAUGGUU
Molecule: messenger RNA, 3149 nt
Organism: Acaromyces ingoldii
Lineage: Eukaryota; Fungi; Basidiomycota; Exobasidiomycetes; Exobasidiales; Cryptobasidiaceae
Product: putative replication licensing factor MCM4
Exons: 4
Coding region: 67-3060 (997 amino acids)
Biological process (GO): DNA strand elongation involved in DNA replication; mitotic DNA replication initiation; double-strand break repair via break-induced replication
Cellular component (GO): MCM complex; nucleus
Molecular function (GO): single-stranded DNA helicase activity; single-stranded DNA binding; ATP binding
Source: RefSeq, a predicted model, not a curated record